This is a messenger RNA of Merops nubicus (carmine bee-eater), 1953 nucleotides long. RefSeq names its product histone-lysine N-methyltransferase NSD3. The record is from RefSeq and is a predicted model, not a curated record. The annotation marks the transcript as partial. Lineage: Eukaryota; Metazoa; Chordata; Aves; Coraciiformes; Meropidae. Gene Ontology annotation, biological process: regulation of DNA-templated transcription. The transcript is spliced from 12 exons. Gene Ontology annotation, cellular component: nucleus; chromatin. Gene Ontology annotation, molecular function: histone H3K36 methyltransferase activity; protein binding.
UCGCGGGGGUUCCGCUGCCCCCAGCACUGCUGCAGCGCCUGCGCCGCCGAGAGGGACCUGCACAAGGCCAGCAGGGGUCGCAUGGUGAGAUGUUUGAGAUGCCCCAUUGCCUAUCACUCAGGAGAUGGCUGUAUUGCUGCAGGAAGCUUGUUUGUGUCAUCCCACAUUCUCAUCUGUAGUAACCAUUCCAAAAGGAAUCACUCCUCAUCAGCUGUAAAUGUAGGCUUUUGUUUCGUUUGUGCAAGAGGGUUGGUAGUGCAGGAUCAUUCAGACCCCCUGUUCAGUUCAUAUGCCUAUAAGUCCCACUACCUACUGAAUGAGUCAAAUCGUGCUGAGUUGAUGAAAUUACCUAUGAUUCCUCCUCCUUCGUCAGCUUCCAAAAAGAAAUGUGAGAAAGGUGGAAAACUGUUGUGCUGUGAAUCCUGCCCAGCUUCCUUUCACCCCGAGUGUCUCAACAUAGAAAUGCCAGAGGGAUGUUGGAAUUGCAAUGACUGUAAAGCUGGCAAGAAGCUACGUUACAAGCAGAUCGUUUGGGUCAAGCUGGGAAAUUACAGGUGGUGGCCAGCAGAGAUCUGCAAUCCCAGGUCUGUGCCUCUCAACAUACAGGGCCUCAAACAUGAUAUCGGGGACUUCCCAGUAUUUUUCUUUGGUUCACAUGACUACUAUUGGGUACACCAGGGCAGAGUUUUCCCUUAUGUUGAAGGAGAUAAAAGCUUUGCUGAGGGGCAAACUAGUAUUAACAAGACCUUCAAGAAAGCACUUGAAGAAGCAGCAAAGCGCUUCCAGGAGCUGAAAGCACAAAGAGAAAGCAAAGAGGCAUUAGAAAUUGAAAGGAAUUCAAGGAAACCUCCACCUUAUAAACACAUUAAAUCCAACAAGGUGAUAGGGAAGGUGCAGAUCCAGGUGGCUGACCUGUCGGAGAUCCCCCGCUGUAACUGCAAGCCCUCUGAUGAGAACCCCUGUGGCCUGGAGUCGGAGUGCCUGAACAGGAUGCUGCAGUACGAGUGCCACCCCCAGGUGUGCCCGGCCGGCGAGCGCUGCCAGAACCAGUGCUUCACCAAGAGGCUCUACCCCGACGCCGAGAUCAUCAAAACCGAGCGGCGCGGCUGGGGCCUCAGGACAAAGAGGAGCAUUAAGAAGGGUGAAUUUGUGAAUGAGUAUGUUGGUGAGCUGAUUGAUGAAGAAGAGUGCAGGCUGCGGAUCAAACGUGCACAUGAGAACAGCGUAACCAAUUUUUAUAUGUUAACUGUAACAAAGGAUCGGAUAAUAGAUGCUGGCCCAAAGGGGAAUUACUCUCGUUUUAUGAACCAUAGUUGUAAUCCAAACUGUGAAACACAGAAAUGGACAGUGAAUGGUGACAUCAGAGUUGGACUCUUUGCUCUUUGUGACAUUCCUGCAGGAAUGGAAUUAACAUUUAAUUAUAAUUUGGAUUGCCUGGGCAAUGGCAGGACCGAGUGUCAUUGUGGAGCAGAAAACUGCAGUGGUUUCCUAGGAGUUCGCCCAAAGACAGCGUUUGCAACAGCAAAUGAAGAGAAGGUGAAGAAUGCAAAAUUAAAGCAGAAGAAGCGGAAAAUCAAAACGGAACAGAAGCAGAUGCAUGAAGACAACUGUUUCCAGUGUGGAGAUGGGGGAGAGCUAGUCAUGUGUGAUAAGAAGGACUGUCCCAAAGCAUACCACCUCCUAUGCCUUAACCUGACUCAACCACCCUUUGGAAAGUGGGAAUGUCCGUGGCAUCAGUGCGACGUCUGUAGCAAUCCUGCGGUUUCGUUCUGUGAGUUUUGCCCUCACUCCUUCUGCAAAGAUCACGAGAAGGGAGCCCUGGUGGCCUCGGCGCUGGAUGGCCGCCUCUGCUGCUCCGCACACGACCCCAAAGCUCCCGUGGCACCCGAGUACUGGAGCAAGAUCAAGUGCAAAUUGGAAGCCCAGAACGCUGUAGAGGAAGUGAAGGAGUGA